AUGUCAGCCAUAGGUAGUUCCCUCAUAACUACACCUUUUGAGCAAAGUUCUACUACCAAAAAAGCAUCACUGUUGUCACAGCCAGGCUCAACUACAUCUAACAUAUUAACUACCCUUGUGCCAACGCCACUAGAGCAAGGCUCUACAGCUCUGCAUACAACAGUCUCUCCACAAUUUGACACAACAGCUAUGACAACAGCUUUGGAGCGAAGUCAAACAGCUCUUGAAUCUACAAUGCCUCCAGAAACUGACACCACAACAACAUUGAGCCCAGUUGAAACGCCUUUUGAAAGCUCAACUACACAAAGGACAUCAGUGUUUCCACAGUUGGACACAACAGUGUCCAGCACAUUAACUACAUCUGUGACAAUGCCUUCAGAGGAAGCUUCUUCAACUGUUUCUCCUCAACCUGGCACAACAGUGACAUUGGUAACAAUGCCUUUGGAUCAAAGUUCAACUACACUUGAAACUACAAUGCUUCCACAAACUGACACCUCAAUGUCCAGCACAUUCUCUACAGUUGUUACAACACCUUCUAAUGAAGCUUCUACGGUUGUAGCUACAGAAUUUACACAGCCUUGGACCAGCACAUCACAUACGCCCUUCCCAACAACCUUGGAGCAAGACUCUUCUACAACAGUUGAAACAACAUUUAAACAGCCUGAUGCCACAACAGCUGGCACACUAAGUACACUUACAUCAACGUCUUUCCAGCAAGAUUCUACACUUCUAGAAACUACGCCUGCACAGUCUGAAACAACAGCAUUCAGCACAGUAACUUUACCCGUGACAACAUCUUUUGAGCAAGUGUCUACAAGUCCGGAUGUAUCAACAUUUCCAAAGCCCAACACAUCAACCUCAAGCACAAUAAGUUCCCUUCUUUACAAUUUUUUUUGAGCAAGAUACAAGAACGGUUCCACAAUCUGACACUACAAUUUCCACCAGACUUAGUUCUACCAUGACACCGUUUGAGCAAAGUUCAACUAAAGCAAUUCAAGAGACUUC
Messenger RNA from Branchiostoma belcheri (Belcher's lancelet), 1005 nucleotides. Its product is annotated as mucin-5AC-like. NCBI's taxonomy places the organism in Eukaryota, Metazoa, Chordata, Leptocardii, Amphioxiformes, Branchiostomatidae. The record is from RefSeq and is a predicted model, not a curated record. The transcript has a single exon. Bases 1 to 897 code for a protein of 298 amino acids.